UGUAUCGAAAAGGGGGAGAUAACAGAAUCAUAGAAACCCACUUCUCUCCCAUUCCCAACGGUUUUCUUUUCUGUCUCUUUCUCUCUCUAUCUGUGCUCACUUAGUGAUCAUAAGAAACUCAAACUCAAAGAUUUGAUCAAAGUUCCGUUCUUUAUUCCUCAAAGAUCCAAACCCAGCAGCAGAUCUCUCUAUUGAGCUGGAAUCAUGAGGCGAAGGGGUGCAGAUUUUCGAAGGCCGGGGAGGAGAAGCCUUAAAGAUGUCGUGUGGUGGACAUCAUGUACCGUUUUGCUUCUUUUCUUUAUUUAUAUCCUCACCAAAGGCAACACCAACAUUGACUCCACACAACAUUUCUCCAGGCGAAAUUUCAGCCAUGACAGGGUUAUAGAAGGCUUCAAUGUCACAGAAGAAAUGUUAAGCCCUGACUCAGUGAGCAGACAAAUUAAUGAUCAGAUCUCCCUGGCAAAAGCUUAUCUUGUAAUUGCCAAAGAAAGUAAUAAUCAACAAUUUGCUUGGGAGUUAAGUGCUCAGAUCCGCAUUUCACAGAUUUUCCUCUCAAAUGCUGCCACUAGGCGUGCUCCGUUAACAAUAAAGGAAUCAGAACAUGUUAUUGGCGAUAUGGCGUUAGUACUAUAUCAGGCCCAGCAGCUCCAUUAUGACAGUGCAAUCAUGAUCAUGAGACUGAAAGGAAAAAUUCAAGCUCUUGAAGAACAGAUGAAUUCUGCAAGUGAGAAGAGUUCAAAAUAUGGACAAAUAGCUGCUGAAGAAGUCCCAAAGGCCCUAUAUUGCCUUGGUGUCAGGUUGACAUCUAGAUGGUUCAAUGAUCUUAGCUUGCAAAAGAAAUUGAAGGACAAAAAACAAGUGAUGAAACUCAAGGAUAAUGAUCUUUACCACUUUUGUAUCUUCUCUGACAACAUUCUUGCCACUUCAGUUGCAAUCAAUUCAACUGCAAUAAAUUCUAAAAAUCCAGAUAAGGUUGUUUUCCACCUUGUCACUGAUGAAAUAAGUUAUGCUGCAAUGAAGGCAUGGUUUGCUUUGAACGAUUUUCGAGGCGUGACAGUUGAAGUUCAAAAGUUUGAAGACUUCAGCUGGCUAAAUGCUUCAUAUGUUCCCGUGCUUAAGCAGCUCCAAGACUCAGAGAUUCAGAACUAUUACUUCAAAGGCAACAGUGAUGAUAACAAGACUCCGAUCAAGUUCCGGAAUCCAAAAUAUCUGUCCAUGCUUAACCACCUGAGGUUCUACAUCCCUGAAGUUUUUCCUGAGCUGAAGAAGGUGGUGUUCCUGGAUGAUGAUGUUGUGGUUCAGAAGGAUCUUUCUGAUCUUUUUACCAUUGAUUUGAAUGGAAAUGUUAAUGGGGCUGUUGAGACAUGCAUGGAGACAUUUCAUAGGUACCAUAAAUAUUUGAACUACUCACACCCUCUAAUAAGAGCACAUUUUGACCCUGAUGCUUGUGGAUGGGCAUUUGGGAUGAAUGUGUUUGAUUUGGUUCAAUGGAGGAAUAGGAAUGUAACUGGUAUCUACCAUUAUUGGCAAGAAAAGAAUGCAGACAGAACAUUGUGGAAACUUGGUACCUUGCCACCAGGGUUGUUAACCUUUUAUGGGCUAACUGAGCCCUUGGAUCCAUUAUGGCAUGUGUUGGGUUUUGGCUACACCAAUGUUGAUCCUCAGUUGAUUGAAAGAGGGGCUGUUCUACACUUCAAUGGGAACUCCAAACCAUGGUUGAAGAUUGGGAUGGAAAAGUACAAGCCUCACUGGGAAAAAUACGUGGAUUAUUCUCACCCUUUCUUGCAACAGUGUAAUUUUCAUUGAUUUUCAACUACGUUAUAAUUGGAACUGCACAAAGAUUAGACAUGACAUGAUGAAUAGUAACCAAUAGUUAUACAUAUAGUAACCAAUCAUUCUUGAUACCAUUUUUUGUUUUGAAAAUUUUGAGGUGUGCAAUGACGAACAUCCGCAUUAACAUGGCUUCACAGUUUUAAAGAUUUAUGCCAAUGUGGACUGAGUUACGAACUCAUUGGCUGUUAACAAUUCUUUUUCACAAAGGAUAAUCAGGUGAUUUUUACUUCACUGUCUUUCAAUUUUAUUUAGAUUAAUUUUAGGGAAUUGGUUGAUUAUUCUCUUCCCUAAGAUUUUGUUUUCUCCCAUGUUAGUUCUACCAUUGUUUAGCCUACUGAAAGAUAAAAAAGGGAAGCUACGAAAUCUUAUCCUCUAUUAUCAGUUUAUCAUGCCAUGAAAUUUUUGGUAAGUUUAUAAUCUCAUAUGCUCAAUGGGAUAUCUCCUUAUUACCCAAAAUUUGUUAUCAUAUAUUUGUGUAAAUUUU
Molecule: messenger RNA, 2317 nt
Organism: Cajanus cajan (pigeon pea)
Lineage: Eukaryota; Viridiplantae; Streptophyta; Magnoliopsida; Fabales; Fabaceae
Product: putative galacturonosyltransferase 10
Molecular function (GO): polygalacturonate 4-alpha-galacturonosyltransferase activity
Source: RefSeq, a predicted model, not a curated record